CUUUACUCCCUGCCGUACACACACCCAACUCCAGUGUAUUCUCUUUAACUUCCUUUCCGUUUCCAACUUCCCUCUCUCUCCAAUAUAUAAUGACCUCCUUCCUUCUCUACAGACCUCUCUCUGUCGAACUCCAAAACCCUAAUUAUCUCUUCUCUCCCAUUCUCUCUACUUCAACACCACUUACUUCCAAUCCGAUCUUCCAACAUCUCAUUUUACUCAUUUCUCUGAUUCAAUCGCAUUCCCUCACCGAAAAUCGCUGGAGAAACUGUCAUUUCAUGUUUAAUUUUCGCCGUUUGAAUACGGCGAUCAGUAGUCGAGGGCGAGAAUCUGGUCGCAUUGUGGAUUCUACUAACUUUUGGCGAAUCGUGUUCAGUUUAGUGAAGUAAUUGAUCUUUGAUCGUUAUCCGUUGAUUGGAGAAGAUUGAGUUGGAUUCAUGUCUUGAUUCGGAUUAUUUGGAGAAUUUGAGCUCAUAAAGAGAAAUUAAUUGAGAAAUUGGUGAUAAGUAGAUUAUCUUUGAAAUCAUGGCAUUUGAAAUGGGUUCGGUUUUGAUGAAUCUGGGAAUGGUUUUGACAUCUGAUCAUGCUUCCGUGGUUUCGAUUAACAUGUUCGUGACGCUUCUCUGUGCCUGCAUUGUGAUCGGUCAUCUACUCGAGGAGAACCGCUGGAUGAACGAAUCGAUCACGGCACUAGCGAUCGGUCUGUGCACUGGAGCCUUUAUUCUGCUGAUUAGUGGAGGGAAAAGUUCUCGCAUUUUAGUCUUCAGUGAAGAUAUUUUCUUUAUCUAUCUUCUUCCACCUAUCAUAUUCAAUGCUGGGUUCCAGGUAAAAAAGAAACAGUUUUUCCGCAACUUCAUGACAAUUAUGCUGUUUGGUGCAGUUGGCACAUUGAUAUCUUUUGGCAUCAUUUCAAUUGGUGCUUCUCAAUUAUUCCAAAUGUUGGAUAUAGCUCCUUUGCGGAUUGGAGAUUAUCUUGCAAUUGGAGCAAUAUUUUCCGCAACGGAUUCUGUUUGCACCUUGCAGGUGCUUAAUCAAGAUGAUACACCUUUACUUCAUAGUCUCGUCUUUGGGGAAGCUGUUGUCAAUGAUGCCACGUCAGUGGUCCUCUUUAAUGCAAUUCAGAGAUUUGAUCUCAUUCACAUCGACUCCAGCAUUGCCUUGCAGUUUGUUGGCAACUUCUUUUUUUUAUUUGUUGCAAGCACAUUGCUGGGAGUGUUAGCUGGAUUGCUUAGUGCAUACACUAUAAAAAGAUUGUACUUUGGCAGGCAUUCUACUGAUCGUGAAGUUGCACUUAUGAUACUCAUGGCUUACCUUUCCUAUAUGGUGGCUGAAUUGUUCAGUCUAAGUGCUAUUCUCACAGUAUUUUUUUGCGGCAUCGUGAUGUCUCACUAUACCUGGCAUAACGUGACUGAGAGUUCAAGAGUAACUACCAAGCACACUUUUGCGACAUUGUCAUUCAUGGCCGAGAUAUUUAUCUUCCUUUAUGUUGGCAUGGAUGCAUUGGACAUUGAAAAGUGGAAUUUCGUUAGAAGCAGCCUUGGAAAAUUAGUCGAGGCAAGUUCAAUACUGAUAGGAUUGGUCCUGGUUGGAAGAGCAGCUUUUGUUUUCCCAUUAUCCUUUUUAUCUAACCUAACAAAAAAGUCUCUUAAUGACAAAAUUACCUUCAAUCAACAAGUUACAAUAUGGUGGGCCGGUCUUAUGCGAGGUGCAGUAUCAGUGGCCCUAGCUUAUCAUCAGUUCACAAGGUCAGGCCACACCAAGCUGAGUGGACAUGCCAUGAUGAUCACUAGCACCAUCACCGUUGUUCUCUUCAGCACAGUGGUGUUUGGCUUGAUGACUAAACCUCUGGUGAGGCUCUUACUGCCACCCAAUGCAAAAUACAUCAAUGGCAUUACAUCAGAACCAUCGAGUCCGAAGUCCUUCCUCUCCCCACUUCUUGGUAAUGGCCAGGAUUCUGAAGUUGAAGCGGGCCCGACCAGCCUCCGCAUGCUUCUGAGUACACCCUCUCACACAGUCCACCAUUACUGGCGUAAGUUCGACAAUGCCUUCAUGCGGCCAAUGUUCGGUGGACGAGGGUUUGCACCGUUUGUUCCUGGAUCCCCAAUCGAACAGAGUGAUCUUCCAUGGUAACUAAAAGAAAGAAAGGAAGGAAGAUAUGAAAUUGACUUGGGUUCUCUUGGUUUUGCAUAUUUUUCUAAUCCCUAGGGGUAGUGAUGGUAACUAAAAGAAAGAAAGGAAGAUAUGAAAUUGACUUGUGUUCUCUUGGGUAUGCACAUUUUCUAAUCCUUAGGGGCAGUGAGGAGUGCCUGAUUUUGGUAUGUGCGAGGAUUGCAAGUUUUUGACGUAGGCAGCGGAGGUGAUACAAUUUUCCUUGGCUUGAUAUUUUCAUUUUUUUUCUUUCAUUAUCUCUUGCGGCGUGAUUAUUGCCGAUGUUGAUAAGAGUGAUGUUGAUAAGUGCCAUGUGAUUUCAACACAGUAAUUUGCAUUUUAUUUUUUUGUAUAUGAGUGUGUAAUAUACUGAUUGUCUUUGGCAUGUAUUUGAUUUGCUAUCUGAAAGAGAAUGUGGUCAUGUAAUUUUCCUGAAAAGUGAAAUGAUAUUGAAUCGAGCCUUUUGAAUUACAAGUUGUUGCAGCUUUGCUGGUUUGGGUUUGUAA
This is a messenger RNA of Magnolia sinica, 2651 nucleotides long. RefSeq names its product sodium/hydrogen exchanger 1-like. Gene Ontology annotation, molecular function: sodium:proton antiporter activity. The coding region runs from base 523 to 2127 and encodes 534 amino acids. Gene Ontology annotation, cellular component: membrane. The record is from RefSeq and is a predicted model, not a curated record. Lineage: Eukaryota; Viridiplantae; Streptophyta; Magnoliopsida; Magnoliales; Magnoliaceae. Gene Ontology annotation, biological process: proton transmembrane transport; regulation of pH; sodium ion transport. The transcript has 14 exons.